AGUGUUAGUUAGCUGCUGACUGCUACAAUGGGAAAUACUGCUUCUAAAGCUGCAGAGCAGUUUCUUCACCGAGUUAUUGCAUGUGGAGCUAAGAAGAAAAAAUCACGAAAAUCUGACAUGUGCUCUGAUAAAACUCCUUUAGAACAACCAACAACUAUUAAAAAUUCUUCAACUGCUGUUACCAAAUCUUUUGUAGCUAAUCAAGAUAGAAUGGAAAAUAUUGAUGCUUGUGAAAACAAUGGGAAUAUUGAGACAGCUUUAGUUGAGGACUAUGUUUUAGUUUCAUCCCGUAAUCAACAGAAAGAAGAUACAGCUAUGUCUGUGGAGAAUGUAACUGAGAUGAAACCUUCAUCAGAUAUGGAUAAAUAUACCUGUGAAAUUAAACCACAAAACUCUCCUACAAAACUACUUCAUUCUAUAGAAGAUAUUCCUCAUUCAGACAGCACUUGUGUAAAUCAAAAGUCCUGUAGUAUUUCAUCAGAAAUAUCUGCUUCCAAAUCUAACCCAUCUUUCACUCAUGUCAGCCAAGAUGCGACGAGUCAUGUGGAUUUAUUAAAAAAUGUUGAUGAAAAUAUUCAGACACUGAAUAACCCAAUUUCUGAUCUUGAGAGGCAACAAGCUGCUAUCUUUGCUCGACUCAAAAGAAUACAAGAUGAAUUAGAUAAAAUGUCAUGUGGAAGUGAAUGCCAGGAGAGCAGUCAGACAUUGGGCCCUGUUCUAGAUAAUGUUAAAUUUCAAGAUUUAGUGAUUGGUGUUGACCCGAAUUCAGUCCCGUUGUCUGUACUUAUUCUAUAUCAAGAACUCUCACGAAGUUUGAAAGUGAAGCCUACUGUAUAUGUUCAUUCUUCUGUUGAGAAGAAACCUUCACCAAAAUUACGUAAUUUAUUUGACUUUGCCUCACCUUUGAAGAAACCGGAAGACAGUCGGCUGUCAAACGAUCUGCUGCUCACAAUUAUUUACAAAAAUGUUCGUCAAGGAUGUUCGCUGAUGGUCAAUCCUGAGAAACAAACCUUUAUCUAUGGAGAAGUGAAUGUUGCUCGAUAUUUUUCUAGAUUGAUAAACCCCUCAUAUGAUAAAGAUCCUGUUCAGUCAACGCUGAUAGAUGCUUGGGUAGAUAAAGCCAGUUUAUUACUUUAUAAUGGUAAUGCUGAACAAAAAAAUGAAAUGAUAAAAGAUCUAGACUCAACACUGUCAAAGAGAAAGUGGUUGGUUGGUCAUGACUUGUCUUUAGCUGAUAUUGUUUCUUGGUCUGGUAUCCAGAAAAACAAGCUUGCUAAACUUGUUUCACCAAAUGUUGAAGUUUGGAUGAAAACUUGUGCAAGUCAUCCCAUGUUCAGUUUUGUUAAUAAAGUAUUAUCACAACUCUGAAGUCAAAGCUUUUGCUAGACUUAAACUGAUGGUUUCCAAUCAACUUUUAUAUUGAGAUGUUGAUGAUAUAGGUUUUUCUAUUAAAGAAAAAUGUUGUUUUAACUUUUCAGCUUUUAACAUAUUUAACAAUAAAUAAGCUGUUCUAACUAUAGAUUUUAUUUAGAACGUGUGUGUUAAAAUGGUAAGGGCCAGAUGUAUGGCAAAUGAAGACAUUCAGUCAUCUUUUUCUCAACUCAUUAUCACAGCCAAUGGAUGGAUUGUCUGAGAUACUGAUGUAGAGGGGUGAAGUAUUAUUAAAUGAAACUAAUUUGAAGAGGAUCUUUCAUCACAUAUAUUUGUAUAAUUCAUUUUGUCGAGGACAUAAUGAGCUGUAGGUGAAGUGUACUUGAGUUUGGAUCAACUGUCAAAGUACUGUGAGACAUUUCCUUACAAAUAGGAACUCGGCUUUUAUCACAGUUUUUUGCUCAUAGAAGGAUUCAACUCUGUAUUACAAUCGAAAGAAACAAUUCUUAAUAUUACCUAUUUACUUCAACGUGGGUUGGACCAUUGAAUGUGAUCUCUUCCAACGACUCAGUUCAGUGUUUGUGAGAGGAUGUGCUUGUGUCUGUGUGUUGAAAUUUCCUCUUGCCAGUUUUGUUUUCUUAAAUAAAGAAAUGUACAUUAGCUACUGUUAUUGCCAUAAGGAAUCAUGUCAGGUGGACUGAGAGCUAAUUUGAUAAAUAUGUAAUUCUCCACCAUUUUUAUGCAAGUUCUUUAUUUAAACCAUAAUUAUAUUCACUAGAACUAAUUAAUAUAUAAGAUUGUUAAUAACACUCUAUACUUUUAAUCUGAUUCAGUAGUUUAUAAAAAUUCCUGUUGUACAUUUCUCUUUUAAGUAAAUUAUAUAAACUCUUAAAACUAUGUCCAUUUUGACAUUUUCACCAUAAGCUUUAUAUCUUUGAAAACCCAUCAGCUGAUUUCUUUUUAAUU
Molecule: messenger RNA, 2337 nt
Organism: Octopus sinensis (East Asian common octopus)
Lineage: Eukaryota; Metazoa; Mollusca; Cephalopoda; Octopoda; Octopodidae
Product: aminoacyl tRNA synthase complex-interacting multifunctional protein 2
Exons: 4
Coding region: 28-1368 (446 amino acids)
Cellular component (GO): aminoacyl-tRNA synthetase multienzyme complex
Source: RefSeq, a predicted model, not a curated record